Messenger RNA from Chelmon rostratus (copperband butterflyfish), 3436 nucleotides. RefSeq names its product prolactin receptor a (gene prlra). Gene Ontology annotation, molecular function: cytokine binding; cytokine receptor activity. NCBI's taxonomy places the organism in Eukaryota, Metazoa, Chordata, Actinopteri, Chaetodontiformes, Chaetodontidae. The record is from RefSeq and is a predicted model, not a curated record. Gene Ontology annotation, biological process: cytokine-mediated signaling pathway. The coding region runs from base 363 to 2294 and encodes 643 amino acids. The transcript is spliced from 10 exons. Gene Ontology annotation, cellular component: signaling receptor complex; external side of plasma membrane; membrane.
CUCCAAACCACUAAGACAGGACAAAGGAGCACCUGAAUACCUGCCAGAUUGGUGAUGCAUUACUGAUGUGGGCGGGGUUUUACGCGGGGUUAGGGAGGCUGGGCUCCUCCGCCCCGCCCUCCACAGGAUGACAGAGGAAGAGGAGGAAGGGGAUGUUGCGAUUCCUUCGCUGUCUGGACGGCCGUAAGCUGCCUGGGUCGGCCGGUAAAUGCGUGCGCCCUUCUCAGCUGUCAUCCCGGUAAACCACUUACACAAGUCGUUAAGUCCGCGCUCUUGGGAGCCGGCAGCGGACUCGCCACGGCCGGGGCACGGAGGGAGAGGCUGGAAACUCCUGACAGCUGCUGCCGAGGCUUUGUGGCACCAUGAUGAAGAAAGCCGUGGAAGCUGUCCUGCUGUUGAUGCUGCUGUUCUUCACGUCGCAUGCAAAGGGAACGCGCUACAGCCCCCCAGGGAAGCCCGCACUGACCAGAUGUCGCUCUCCAGAGAAAGAGACGUUCACCUGCUGGUGGGAGCCAGGCUCUGACGGGGGGCUGCCCACUACUUACGCCCUGUACUAUCGCAAAGAAAACUCGGAGACAGUCUUCGAGUGUCCCGACUACCGCACAGCUGGAGAGAACUCCUGCUUCUUCAACAAGAACGACACGUCCAUCUGGGUCAACUACAACAUCACUGUGGUGGCCACCAACGCCCUGGGCAGCACCUUCUCCGACCCCGUGGAUAUAGACGUGGUGUAUAUUGUGAAGCCGAAUCCUCCAGAGAGGGUAACAGUGACGGUAAUGGAGGACAAGGGCUGGCCCUUCCUCCGGGUGUCAUGGGAACCGCCGCAUAAGGCUGACACCCGCUCCGGUUGGAUCACUCUCAUCUACGAGAUCCGUGUCAAGCUGGAGGAGGAAAAUGAGUGGGAGAUGCACCUUGCAGGCCAGCAGAAGAUGUUUAACAUUUUCAGUCUGCGGUCAGGUGGCACAUACCUUGUUCAGGUGCGCUGUAAGCCCGAUCAUGGCUUUUGGAGUGAAUGGAGUUCCACUUCCUACAUCAAAGUUCCUGACUAUUUCCAUCGGGAGAAGUCGGUGUGGAUCCUCAUCACCGUCUUUUCUGCCUUCAUCUUCCUCAUCCUCACAUGGUUGCUACACAUGAACAGCCACAGUCUGAAGCAUUGUAUUCUGCCACCAGUCCCUGGUCCUAAAAUCAAAGGAUUUGAUAAGCAGCUCCUCAAGAAUGGCAAGUCUGAGGAGGUCUUCAGUGCACUGGUGGUGUCUGAUUUCCCCCCAACGACCUCAUCUAAUUAUGAGGACUUGUUGGUGGAGUACUUAGAGGUGUAUGUACCUGAAGAGCAGGAGCUGAUGCUGGAGGAAAGCAAGGAUCUACAUGAUGGUUGCCUCAAAUCUGAGGGCUCCACAUCUGACAGUGACUCUGGCCGAGGCAGCUGCGACAGCCACACUCUGCUGAUGGAUAAGUGUGGAGAGGCAAAAGAAGCAGAGAGGCAAACAGAUCAGGAAAGAAUAGGGGUGGAGGCACAGAGGCACCAGAAUCACUGGGAGGAGGAAGCACUGGACUACGCUCAUGAAGACAUGGUUAACCCUGACAUAUCCAGUGGAAGGGUGAAGACCUGGCCUUCUGUGUUUUCUCCAUUGCCCCAGUACAGCUCAAGCCCGCUGAACCAGCAGGGCUCACUUGAGAUGACCCAACAGCACUACCUCUCUGACAGCCUGUUUCCCCCAGGCCCCACAUCCUCAUACCUCACCAAGCCUGGCCACAGUACCAAGGAGGCUCUGGGACCGAGCUGGGAGUUCCACCUGAGCAACAAGCCACAUCAGCUCCAUCCCCAGACGCCGGACCGCCGGCUACUCCAGGCCCACAGCGAUGUCAACAUCUCCAGCAUCGGUCGCAAGCAGACACCUGCUGGUCUGCACUCGCCCGCUCUCCGGACCACUGAGUACGUGGAGGUCCAGAGGGUCAACAAGGAGGAUAUGGUGCUUCUCCAGCCCGUUGUGUCAGGCCGUUGCCACAUCGAAGGCUGCCCCCAGAUACCUCUGGGGGAGGACUACAGCAAGGUGAAGGGGGUAGACAGGGACAACAUGCUGCUGCUCCAGAGAGAGGUGAUGGAAGAAGACUGCCCUUGUGAGCAGCAGGAGACGAAUGCAGGGAGAGAGAACUGUUGUACAUCUUCCACAGUCACAACUACACAGAAGCCUACAGUCUGCAUUCACACUGCCAUGCCAGCUCAGGACAAAAUGGUCCUGGCAGUGAAUGGCUAUGUUGACACUGCCUCCAUGUGCACACUGCCCACUUACUAGGUGCCCCAUAUGGCCAACUGGCACGUCUGGGACAUUUUAAGACCUGUUUUAGGCAGGGACUAAGAAAAAGAAACACUAACACUGGAUGGCUCCUGCAAAGAUGGUUGCAAAGGCAUAUUUUGCUGUUACAGAUGUACUAUUAUUCAUUUUCCAUCUUCCUCAUCAUCUUUUCACUGAUUCAAAUUCAAAAUAAUUUGAUUGAAUGAUCUGAAUAAUAAUUGUGGAUCAACUUUACACAGAAUAUGACUGAUUGUAUAAAUUACAUGGUACUACAUUAUGACAAUUUUUGUAUGUGUGUAUUUUCUCUGCUCCCUGUAGGACACUACUUCUCAUAGCUGUUAGUGCAGGUGUUGCUUAGAGGGCUGCAGCCCCCCCUGCUGGCCAGAGUGAAACAGUUAAUUAUUAUUUUUAAUUGAAAUAAUAAUAAAUUAAUAAUUAUUACUAUUAUUUUAACAGCUUCUGUUCAAGUGCUUGUGGAUGCACAAUUCUGCUGUGGUAAAGAUGGUUAAUUCUGUAUUCUGACUACUUGCCUUCAAAGCAGCUAAAAGUUUAGAGGAACCGCUAAACGUAAUGGCCAUAGCACAUUAAUGCCUCAGAAAAUAGCGUGAAAAAGCACAUUGUUUUCACUUUAAAUUCUCCAGAACCAACCUAAAAUAGGCUCAAUGACAAAAAAAAAGACACAGUAUCCAGUAGUGGAGGCAAGGCUGCAUGUUAUCAGUGCAUCCCUAGGAUGUACAAACAACAUGAGAAAGUACACAUGCUCAUUCCGAGGAAGGACAGGGGAGAUAUAUACUGUAUAUAUAAUAUAUAGUGUCAAAACAUACAUUUAUUACUGCUUUAAUUAAGUGGUCAAAUAAAAAGUAAUUUCUACAAAAAUGUUUACUUUUUUGGACGGGAAAAUAGUACUUGGUUGGCCAUGUAUGACACUAAUCUUAAGUCACUGUCUCUGUUGUUAACAGGGAUAAAUUGCUGUGUUUUGCCAUUUUUUCUUAUGCAUUUAUAUAUAUCCAUGUAUAGCUUUAUAAACAGUCUGCUGCUCAUAUGCAAAAUCCAUUUUGAAACAGUGAUCAACUUUCAAAAAUCAUUAUGAUGAUCAUUUUUUAAAAAUGCUUAUAAUAAAUUUACAAUAUACAAUAAUGGGA